Molecule: messenger RNA, 2109 nt
Organism: Amaranthus tricolor (Joseph's coat)
Lineage: Eukaryota; Viridiplantae; Streptophyta; Magnoliopsida; Caryophyllales; Amaranthaceae
Product: serine/threonine-protein kinase BSK1-like
Exons: 9
Coding region: 347-1879 (510 amino acids)
Biological process (GO): protein phosphorylation; brassinosteroid mediated signaling pathway
Molecular function (GO): protein kinase activity; protein binding; ATP binding
Source: RefSeq, a predicted model, not a curated record
AAGAAUUCUUAUUUUCCCACUUUCAUCUCCUAUUUCUUCAUUUCCCACAUCUCUUUCUUUUUGGCCCCCUUUUCUUCUUUGUGUAUAUGCACACGGUUGGGUUGAAUUGUAAAGACAAACUCCAUAAUUUUUUCUCACUCUUUACUUCUCUCACUGAUUGAUCUUAACUCACCUCAAAGCUGCCUACUUGCCAGGCUACUCAAUGCUUUUUUUCUGACAGAAUACAUCCAUCAAAAAGUAAAGAAAUACCCCAUUAAAAAUACAGUAAAAACCCCUAUUUCUUCUGCUAAAUUUGCCUAAGAACUUAAAAAGAUUCUAUCUUUAAGCAAAACCCAUUAAUUUCUUCAUGGGUUGUUGUCUAUCUACAGAAAAAAACCCAGAAAAAUUACCCAAUAAUACUAAUAAUCAUAAUAAUUCUAACCCAGUUGUUAACCAUCUUCAACAAACAUCAGGAAUUGAUACUGUUGUAGUGGGUGGAUUUGUUAGUUCUGGUGGUGUUCCUGCUUUUGCUGAGUUUUCAUUUGCUGACUUAAAAGCAGCAACUAAUAAUUUUAGCUCAGAAUUUAUAGUGUCAGAAAGUGGUGAAAAAGCACCUAAUGUUGUUUAUAAAGGUCACCUCAAGAAUCAACAAUGGAUUGCUGUUAAGAAGUUUACCAAAUUAGCUUGGCCUGAUCCUAAACAAUUUGCGGAGGAGGCUUGGGGAGUUGGAAAAUUAAGGCAUCAAAGACUUGCAAAUUUGAUUGGAUAUUGCUGUGAUGGUGAUGAAAGGUUGCUGGUUGCUGAGUUCAUGCCUAAUGAUACCCUUUGCAAACAUUUGUUCCACUGGGAAAAACAAACACUUGAGUGGGCAAUGCGAUUGAGAGUAGCUCUUAAUGUUGCUGAAGCCUUAGAUUACUGUAGUUCCGAAGGUCGUCCAUUGUACCACGACCUAAAUGCUUACAGAGUUCUCUUUGAUGAGAACGGUGAUCCUAGACUUUCAUGCUUUGGAUUGAUGAAAAAUAGCAGGGACGGUAAAAGUUACAGCACAAAUCUUGCCUACACCCCUCCCGAAUAUCUUAGAAAUGGAAAAGUCACUCCCGAAAGUGUUAUUUAUAGCUUUGGUACAAUUCUUUUGGACUUGCUGAGUGGAAAACAUAUACCUCCAAGUCAUGCCCUCGACAUGAUACGUGGCAAAAAUAUUAUCCUUUUGAUGGAAUCCCAUCUGGAAGGAAAGUAUUCUACUGAGGAAGCAACUGUGGUCGUUAACCUGGCUUCUCAAUGUUUGCAAUAUGAACCUCGCGAGCGACCAAACACCAAGGAUCUUGUUUCAACACUUUUCCCAUUGAAUACAAAUCCUGAUGUUGCAUCACUUGUAAUGCUUGGCAUAUCAAAGCAAGAGGAAGCACAAGCACCUGCUACCCCACAACGACCUCUUUCGCCCAUGGGUGAAGCAUGCUCUCGGAUGGAUCUCACAGCGAUUCAUCAAAUAUUGGUUAUGACACACUACAGAGAUGACGAGGGUACAGAUGAGCUAUCGUUCCAAGAAUGGACCCAACGAAUGAGAGACAUGCUUGAAGCAAGAAAGCGUGGGGACUAUGCAUUCAAGGAUAAAGACUUCAAGACAGCCAUUGACUGUUAUUCUCAGUUCAUAGAGGUGGGCAAUAUGGUUUCACCGACUGUAUACGCAAGGAGAAGCUUGUGCUACCUCAUGAAUGAUCAAGCAGACACGGCUCUUAGAGACGCAAUGCAAGCACAAUGUGUGCACCCUGACUGGCCUACCGCCUUCUAUAUGCAAUCGGUAGCCCUUGCAAAGCUGGAUAUGCAGAAGGAUGCUGUUGACAUGCUAAAUGAAGCGGCUGGUCUCGAAGAAAAGAGGCAGCAAAAAGGUGGAAGAAGUUGAAAUCAACAUUAAAUGAUUUUCCUUUUUCGAAAAAGGAUAGAUUAGUGUUCUUCCAAGCCUAUUUGGUUAAUGUAAGAUCUGUGAUGGAAAUUCAAGAUUUUUAUUGAUGCAAAAAUUGCAUCCACUUUUAAUUGUAUGAUCAAUUAUAUCAUUGUAUGUUAUUUGGGCCUGCUUGAGAUUGGGAUAAAGAAGGGAAAAAAGGAAAUGAAAAAUGCAUUUUAAUAAAAUAA